AUGGGACCAAGAGGUCCUUGGGAACAAGUGAGCAAGUUUGCUCCUACUCAGAAUAUCCUCCAUUAUGUGAGAGAACUUGUUGCUCCGACGUUGAUUAUAAAUCUUUGUCAUGCCUUGAUCGAGUUGGGUGCUCUCAUCGCUCGAGAUCAAGAGAAGGGGAAAAAUAGGAGUGCGUGUGUGAUGCUCUGGAUCGAUCGUAAACCCGAACCGGGGCUUUUUGGAAUGUCCACUUACAGUAAUUUUCCCUGGCGAUAG
This is a messenger RNA of Aspergillus tubingensis, 255 nucleotides long. RefSeq lists its product as uncharacterized. Lineage: Eukaryota; Fungi; Ascomycota; Eurotiomycetes; Eurotiales; Aspergillaceae. Bases 1 to 255 code for a protein of 84 amino acids. The record is from RefSeq and is a predicted model, not a curated record. The transcript is spliced from 2 exons.